Molecule: messenger RNA, 1614 nt
Organism: Dunckerocampus dactyliophorus (ringed pipefish)
Lineage: Eukaryota; Metazoa; Chordata; Actinopteri; Syngnathiformes; Syngnathidae
Gene: plekhj1
Product: pleckstrin homology domain containing, family J member 1
Exons: 6
Coding region: 242-718 (158 amino acids)
Biological process (GO): receptor recycling; retrograde transport, endosome to Golgi; endosome organization
Cellular component (GO): early endosome; recycling endosome; trans-Golgi network
Source: RefSeq, a predicted model, not a curated record
GGCGUGGCACUACUGGUGACACAACCGUAUAUACCUUCAAGGAAACAUUCUCAUUUUUUCACCUCAUAAAUGACCAACAACACUCCGUCACAACCAGCAAACAUCGGAUAGAGAUGGAGAGACUUGUUUAGCAACAAUUGUCGGCGUUUCUGCGGGCGAUCAUCGGAUGGCAUUGUUGUAUUUCCAGCUGGGGCAAAUGGCUUUCCUGUAGCUAUCUUGUGGUUGCAACCAACUGUUAGUGAUGCGUUUCAACGAGAAGGAGAUGGUGCAUUUAAGCCGCCAGCCGUCAGAAAUGGUAGCUGAGCUGGGGAUGCGAGGACCCAAGAAAGGAGACGUUGUGAAGAGGAGGCUGGUGAAACUUGUUGUUAACUUCCUCUUCUAUUUUAGAACUGAUGAGGAAGAACCUGUUGGAGCUUUGCUGUUGGAGCAGUGUCGGGUGGAGAAGGAGGACAACCUGACCUUUUCCAUUGUAUUUCUAGAAGAGGCGGAAAGGAAAUACCUUUUUGAGUGUGAUUCAGAGGAGCAGUGCGGCAAGUGGAUGGACUCUAUUGUCAAGGCCAGCUAUGAGUUCAUGAGGAGGAACCUCAUAUUCUACAGAACCGAGAUCCACAGGCUGACUGGCAAGGAUCCGUUGGAACAGUACGGCAUUUCAGACGAAGCUCGCUUUCAAGUCACAAAUGGCCUGCAACAUACACCGAGAGACUCUUCCUCUAUGUAGACCUACACUGUGUCUGGAAUCUUCUUAAUUUUUUUUAUUUUAUUUUAUUUUUUUAGUUCAUCUUGCCAUUCCAGACAGUACCAGCACUCCAGCCUGACAAACAGUGGCAUUCAAGCUCCAUAGUUUAUACACACUUUUGUUUUUACAGUAUUUUGAACAUGUCAAGCAGCUUUAGCAAGUGUGUAUCUUAAACCACUGACUUGGGGACAAUGGAAUACUUGUCUUUGGUUUUUAGGAAGUCAGAGCCAGUUUCUGUCACCACACCUGUGUAGUUGUUUUCCAGUUAAUAGACUGUAAUUUUAGAUAUUGUGAUUUUUGCGAGUGUCAUUGCAAGCUCUGAUUUUCUAUCUGGUGACUGCACUGGGAGAAUUACAGUAGAUAAAUAUAAACAAUACAAUUAUUUUAAGAUGCCUAAUUCACUUUUGGCUUACUGAUGGGGUUUAGAAACUGCUGAGUUGAGCCACGUUUUUAUUUUGAUAUUUUGUUUGUGAGAAAAAUACCUUUGGUUACAAGUAUGUAAUAUGUGUAAAUAUGUGUUUAUCGCCUUCUUGUCCUAACUACUUGGAUUGUCGAAAGAAAUACUUUUGCACAUAGUACUUUGCUUGGUGUUGAUGGUUUAUUUACUUGGAACAUUUACGUUUCUAUUGCACUUUUAUUCAUAUGUCUUUGGCUAAGUUGUAGGACAAUGCUAAGAUACAAAUCUCUUGACUCCCUGUUGUUUUUGUGUGAGUAGCUCCAAUUCACUGAACCACAUCAUAUGUAAAGAAAUGUAUAUAUGCUGUAAUGUGGUUAUAAUGGUGAUUUCCAUAUUCAACAAUCAUAUCCCUACUGGAGGUCAUUGCUGUUCAAAAAUGCAGGUUUAUUUGAAAGUAAUAUAGCAAUAAAGUUUAUGAUUA